CAGACACAAGCCCGGGGGAAGAGGACUGUAUGUCGACAUGCCCGUGCGACAGAAAGAUGCUCGGCGAGCCUUGGAGCUUCUCCAGCAGUACCGGGCCAAGCUUGACCAGAGACAGCAGAACCAGGGCCGGACCAAGCAGGGCUUUGUGGAAGAAGACCACCAGCUGAAGCAGUCUCUGGACAGAGUCAUCACAGUCUUUCAGAGUCAGCUGUUUAGUGCUCUGCUUGACAUUCAGGAGUACUACGAGUUGACCAUCCAUGCAGACAACAAGUCUUCUGCUGACCUCACUGAUGGUCCCUGGAAACUUACUGAAUCCUUUAAUCUGCCAGUGGAACUCCCAGCUCAGCCAUCCCCUGGCCCCCUGAGCCCUCAAGCUUCUGGAGGAUCAUCCCUGCCAAAGCCCCUGACCCCUAAACCCAGGUCAAUCAAGUCCCCUGCCCCUCCAAUCCCAUCAUCAGCAUCCACCACAAAGCCAUCCCCCUCCCUAACACCAUCCGCGUCACCUCAGCCACAGCUAGCCAAAGUCAAGUACCGUGCUCCUCUUCCUCCUGUCCAACCUGGAGCCUCCAAACCAUCAGCAUCAGAGACUCCAAAGCCUACCUCUCCUUCUGCUGCCACGCCCCCUGGAGUCAGAGUAAAUGGUGUAGACAGUCCCUCAGGCUCUGUUAAAGCCUCUCCUGGAGUAUCCCAGAAUGGUACUAAACCUCGUCUCACUGCCACCAUCUCUGAUGUUUCCUCAGAAAGCUCCACCACCUCAGCCAAUCCACAAAGCCGUCCUGUGUCUUCAGACCUCAACCUGGUGACUGUCUCAGCCCUUGUCUCCAGCACCGUCCAAGGCCUUGUAUCUCCAACCACUCCAGAAAAACCUAAACGCACCAGCAUUACUCCCACAAGCCCGGGUAUCAAAAAAGUGCCAGAUACUGCCUCUACGACUCAGGCAAACAGCAAAGACCCAUGCACGGGGAAAGGCACCCCAAGCACGAGUCCAACCAGCCCGAGCCAGAAAUUCACUUUCAGCAGCCGCAGCAACACAGUUGCUCCAGGGCCUUUAACUAAGGGACCUCUUUUGAGUCCAACCAGCCCUGGGCCAGCAAAAGUCACGUCCAUGAGUCCAAGUCAAGGUCCAGCAAGCCCAAGGCCAGCAACAAGCCCCCUGACUCCCAACAAGGCCAACCCCCCUCCAGUGGUGGUCAACACCGACAGCGUCGACACCCCCCCAUAUGCCAAUGGAACAGAAGCAGACUAUGAGUAUGAGGAAAUCACGCUGGAGCGGGGUAACUCAGGUCUGGGGUUCAGCAUUGCGGGAGGGACUGAUAAUCCUCACAUCGGAGAAGAUCCUUCUAUCUUCAUCACUAAGAUUAUACCUGGAGGGGCUGCAGCCCAGAAUGGACGACUCAGGGUGAACGACUGUAUAGUCCGUGUCAAUGAGACGGACGUCAGUCAGGUGACACACAGUGGAGCUGUGGAGGCACUGAAGGAGGCAGGAGGUCUGGUCCGACUGUGUAUACGACGAAGGAGGAGCCUCACUGAGAGAAUCAUGGAUAUCAAGCUAGUCAAAGGGCCCAAAGGUUUGGGAUUUAGUAUAGCAGGUGGAGUUGGAAACCAACACGUCCCAGGUGACAACGGCAUCUAUGUGACGAAGAUCAUCGAGGGAGGGGCUGCACACAAAGAUGGACGGCUACAGAUAGGGGACAAACUUGUGGCAGUAAACGCCUCCUGUCUAGAGGAGGUCACCCAUGAGGAGGCAGUGGCUGCUCUUAAGUCCACUCCUGAUGUUGUUUACCUACGUGUGGCCAAACACACCUCCCUUUUUAUCAACGACAACUUCCCUCCGCCUGAUGUCACAAACUCGUACUCCCCACAUCAAGAUAACCAUAUAAAUCCCUACAUGGGCGGCAGCCAAUCAGUAAGCCCUGCUCCGCUGACCACGCCCAGAUAUUCACCGCUGCCCAGGGCCAUGGCUGGAGAUGAUGACAUCCCCAGGGAACCCAGGCGGGUGGUGCUCCAGCGGGGAUCCACAGGUCUUGGUUUUAAUAUUGUUGGAGGGGAGGAUGGAGAGGGAAUCUUCAUCUCCUUCAUUCUUGCUGGAGGUCCAGCUGAUCUCUGCGGGGAGCUACGAAAGGGAGACCGCAUUCUGUCGGUAAACGGUGUUGACCUGUCCAGUGCAACACAUGAGCAGGCAGCUGCAGCUCUGAAGAAUGCAGGAACCAACGUUACUAUAGUAGCACAGUACAGACCUGAGGAGUACAGUCGAUUCGAGGCCAAGAUCCAUGACCUGAGGGAACAGAUGAUGACCAGCAGUGUCAGCUCCAGCUCCACAUCUCUCCGCACCACGCAGAAACGCACACUCUACGUCAGAGCAUUAUUUGACUACGAUGGAAGCACGUCAGAUCUGAGCGCGCCCAGUCAGAUCCUUCCUUUCCAUUUCGGAGAUAUCCUCCAUGUGAGCAGUGCAGGAGAAGAAGAGUGGUGGCCUGCUCGUCACCUCAGCCCCCCGCCAAACUGCCCUGAAGUCGGAGUCAUCCCCAGUCGCAGGAGGGCAGAGAAGAAGGAGAGAUCAAGAUUAAAGACGGUCAAAGUGUCGAGGUCUCAGGACAGAUCGGAUCAGGAUGAUAAAGAGCUGGUAACCUCUGGCACCAGCGAUAGUGAAAGUAGUUCCUCUGGCCAGGAGGAGACCUUCCUUACCUACCAACCUGUCAUGCAACAGGAAGUCAAUUACACACGUCCAGUCAUCGUGCUUGGACCAAUGAAAGAUCGGGUCAACGAUGACCUCAUCUCCGAGUUCCCCGACAAGUUUGGAUCCUGUGUCCCACAUACAACUCGGCCGCGACGAGACUACGAAGUGGAUGGCAGAGAUUAUCACUUCAUGUCCUCCAGAGAGCUGAUGGAGCGGGAGAUCCAGGAACACAAGUUCAUCGAGGCGGGACAAUACAACAACCACCUGUAUGGAACCAGCAUACAGUCUGUGAGAGAAGUUGCUGAUAAGGGCAAACACUGCAUACUGGACGUAUCAGGGAAUGCCAUAAAGCGUCUCCAGAUUGCUGGCCUCCAUCCCAUCGCUAUCUUCAUUAGACCACGCAACAUAGACAAUAUCCUAGAGAUGAAUAAGCGUUUCACUGAGGAGCAAGCAAGGAAGACCUUCGACAGAGCUGUCAAACUUGAGCAGGAGUUCACAGAGUUCUUCACUGCUGUAGUCCAUGGCGCGUCUCUAGAGGAGGUGUACUCACAGGUGAAGCAGAUUAUCGAGGAGCAGUCUGGUCCUUACAUCUGGGUGCCCACGAAGGAGCGACUCUGAAUAAACAUGACAUGAUCAUGCACACACAUCACUCUUUAAACACUUCCUACUUCUUGAAUUUUCUAUUAUCAGCCUGCUUCCUCUCUCUGUCUGUCUUUACACACAAAUCACAACAGUAAACACACAUUUACACACACAUUUACACAAGCACAUAAAGUCUGAUGAGGCUGGGACUAUCUGGGACUGCGACUUCCUGAAGUGGGAGGAGCUAAAGUCUGUCCAGCAGCCUAUUGGUGGAUCUUCCUACAGCUCAGUUCCUUAAUGUUUAAGGAGGUGGUUUAAAUCAAGGCGACAUGUACCAUUAUCUGAUUUGAUUUCAUUAUUGUUCUUCUUAUUGUUGUUGUCGUUGUUGUUUUCAUAUUAACGAAGGGUAAUGCAUUCAUGUAUGGGUUUGUAAUGAUUAUAUUGUCACCAAGAGGCAGACUUUUGCACGCUGUAGCUUUAAGAGCAUGUUUUUGGGACAAAAUCUUGAUCUCCUUCCCCGUCUGUCCGUCUCUCUUCAUGACAUCGCUCCUGUUUCGAGAUUUUCCCUUUCUUUUUCUCUUUUCUGUCUCUCUUUCACAUCCCAUCGCUCCUUUCUCUUCUUCUCUUUAGACUGCCAGAAGACCUUUACAUAGGAGGUGAAAACUUAACAAUAAGCCCCAGCAUUUUGGAAUGAAGGGCCAAAAUAAAACUUUGUUAAAGUUUAUGUUUAGACGUGUAGCAAGAAAAUAGUCCUAAAUGCUUGUUAUUUCCCAUGACAAGCAAAAAUGUGAGUAGAUUAAGAAAUGAAGAUUGACACUCUGGACUUUCUAAGGUAAACAAAUAAAAAAAAAAAGCUUUUAAAGGUUUUAUAGUCCAAAUAGACCUCUCGGCCUGUAUUUAUCAAACUUGGAUUUACUAAAGAAAAACAGAAGUGAAAAAACUGCUUAUCACAAACUUAAAAAUAAACUGUAUCAAUCACUGAACGGUAGGGGUGUGAUGAGAUCUCGUGCCACAAGAUAUCUCAUUGAGUUUAAAUUCAUCUGAUGAGAUUAAUAUUCCACAGGUGCACAGAGCACCAGCUGUCAUGACAGAAUACAGUAGCACUGGAACUGGAAAUCACAAAGACUACAGAGAUGAUCCUGACACUCGAAAACUGUUGCCGUGGCAGCCAGUGAAGAAACAGAGCUGAUCCAUUCCUGUGACCUGUUCAGAUCGCCGCUCCAACACCUUCCUCUUCCUCUGGAAAAAGUGAAAUGUGAUUAAAGGAAAGGACAAGGUUGAAGAAUAAGAUAAUAAAUUUAUACUGCUUACAAACUCACAAACAAUAGAAUAGACUAGAAAGUGAAUAUUGCUGUAAACAGAUGAGCUAGACCAUAGAAAAAAGGUAAUAAAAGCAAUAAAAUUCAUAUUAUAGGUAUAAAUAAAAGCUGCUUGAGGGCCUGUAUCAAAUGAAUGGCACAUUUUUGCGCUGGCAACAUCCACAACCUCAGUUUCAGACCAUUUUUUCACCCAUGCUUAUUAUUGGUAGGUUACAAAAGUAGACCCCUGCUUUCCCUGGCAUUAUCCUUUAGGAUUGGUCAGAUUCCAUGUGUGUGUCAUCAAGCAGAGCCAUUCUGACAAGCCUCAACCCGAAAUGCUCAUUCUCAGUCCAAUCAGCAUCAUUUGAGGGCAAAGAGGUGGUAACUAAAGGCGUGGGUUAGUUUCAUUGCAAGCCAGUAAGCAAUGGUUGCUGGUGAAGACAUUAGCAUGGAUGUAGCUAUAUUGGCAGUUCAUCAGAGCUGAACAUUUAUUUGAUAGAAGAGGAAAGAUCAAUAUUGAGAACUUUUCUUAGCAGAAGAGUUGUUUUUGCUCUUCUUCUGGCCGGCUUUGUCAGGUCAAGCUGUGUCAGGUCAGUUGUCCUUAAAGUUGUUUUUGAAUAACUCAGUGUGCAUAGAAAUACUGUCCUAGCAAGAUAUUAUACCC
Molecule: messenger RNA, 5221 nt
Organism: Cheilinus undulatus (humphead wrasse)
Lineage: Eukaryota; Metazoa; Chordata; Actinopteri; Labriformes; Labridae
Product: discs large homolog 1-like protein
Exons: 24
Coding region: 38-3295 (1085 amino acids)
Biological process (GO): chemical synaptic transmission; neurotransmitter receptor localization to postsynaptic specialization membrane
Cellular component (GO): neuromuscular junction; postsynaptic density membrane; neuron projection
Molecular function (GO): kinase binding
Source: RefSeq, a predicted model, not a curated record